This is a messenger RNA of Hyaloperonospora brassicae, 1059 nucleotides long. The record is from the annotation of a GenBank genome assembly. Lineage: Eukaryota; Oomycota; Peronosporomycetes; Peronosporales; Peronosporaceae.
AUGAGAGUCGCUCGUCUCGUGCUGCUCACGGCCGCCGCGACGUUUGCCAGCACAGCAGUAGCAGAUGAUGCGUGGACAGACCCGACGCCAUUGGCCUUGACGCUCUCACCGGCGGCGGACUCGCUCAUCUUGACACGGAGCAGCCCUUCGACGCCCGAGACUUGGUCCGGGCCCGUCACUCAAGGCACCGCCUCGAAUGGGAUCACGCAGGAUGCAAAGCCUCUUCCUCUUGCCGCCUACACCCCACCUACAACAACCAGUCUCUUGGCCGCCCGCGACGCGGACUUCAACGCCGCGAUGGCGCUCGACAAUGACGACGAGACAAGUGAACGUGCUCCGACUGUUAGUGACAACACGGGAGGACUCGCUCCGACUGUUGACGUGACGCCCAGUCCGAGACUGCCGCCCGACCACAGGACAGCCCCUGGUCCAGUGGCCACUACAAACGGAACAACGACGACGACGACGCUCACGCCACCGCCAGCGUCCCUUGUUAACAAGUCGUCACUAGCUCCCGUUGACUCCCUCAACAGUCGCAGUGGAGGGGUCAAAGCAGGCGACGCUGCCGGCGGCAUGGGUACGAUUCUGCCGGCCGUGUUCGGGUCCGUCGCGUGUGUCGGCGUGUUGGCCGUCGCGGUCGCGAUCAAGAAGAGACGGGGCGCCGAGACGGGCGAGCACCAGCGGCCGCCCAACUCCGACUGCGAGUACAGCGGGGCCGACCUCACCCCCGACAAUCGCGCGCUGUGUGUCGCGAAAGCAAAGUCGCCGCCCAUUGCGCGAAAGGCCGUAGCGACGACAGGCGCCAAAGAUUUGGCCGCGUCGACGGCAGUCGCUGACUUUGUACGAACGCACUCGUCGACUUCGUCGUCGUCUCCGUUUGGCAGCACGCGGUGCAAAGUGCGCGUGAGCUCUCCGAACCAGAGCUUCUUUGCAAAUAGAGAGACUAAUAUGGAGUUCCAAACGACGUGCCCACUUCGGGAGAAAGGGCACGACGCGACGCUCUCGAUCGGUAGUGUGCGGGUCAUGUCUUCCCGCACGACUCACCAGUCGCAGCAGUAA